Messenger RNA from Trichoderma harzianum CBS 226.95, 2515 nucleotides. RefSeq lists its product as hypothetical. The transcript is spliced from 3 exons. The record is from RefSeq and is a predicted model, not a curated record. Gene Ontology annotation, molecular function: nucleic acid binding; zinc ion binding; ubiquitin protein ligase activity. Gene Ontology annotation, biological process: ubiquitin-dependent protein catabolic process; mRNA processing; protein ubiquitination. The coding region runs from base 214 to 2226 and encodes 670 amino acids. NCBI's taxonomy places the organism in Eukaryota, Fungi, Ascomycota, Sordariomycetes, Hypocreales, Hypocreaceae. Gene Ontology annotation, cellular component: nucleus.
AGAAAAAAGUUCGCUAGCAGCAAGAAAAAAUCAAUACUCACUUAGUCAUUGUUUUAUGGCUGAGGUCUUCCGACGUAUUUACUUUACAGAUAUAUAGCCCCUUCGGUCUUACUUUGACGAGCCUAACAUCCUUUUGACAUCUCUUAUUUUACUUUUGCAUUUUGCAUUUUGUUACCGUAACCCCAAGAAACAAAAUCACCAUCUUCAGCAACAAUGUCUUCCUCGGUGUUCUUCAAGUUCAAGUCGCAGAAGGAGCCCACUAGAGUGGAAUUUGACGGCACAGGUAUCUCAGUCUUUGAGCUCAAACGUGAGAUUAUCAACAAGAGCGGAUUGGGUGAUGGCACAGAUUUCGACCUCUAUAUUUAUACAGACGACAACAGUGAAGAGUACGAUGAUGAUACAACAAUUGUUCCCAGAUCAACGACAGUGAUUGCUCGGCGACAGCCCGCCGUUAAGCCUGGAGCUGGGCGAGCCGCUCGAUAUGUCUCAGGCAAAAUGCCCGUGGCGGCCAAGAACGCCGGCCGUAAGGAACAGUUGGCAAAAGUAUCGGCCUCCAAACCAAAUACAAAUGCCUUCAGCCAGAUGAACGAUGCCAUGACGGAGGAAGAUCGAAUGGCCGCCAUGUUUGCUGCUCAGACAGAGCAAUGGUCAGCCCAGCAAGAAGAGUUGUCUCACCAAGCACCAGUACCCUUUGGUAAGCCUGGCUCCAAGCGGCCGGCAAAUGUUCCUGACCAUGACCCCCCUAAUGGGUACAUUUGCUAUCGAUGUGGAAACAAGGGCCAUUGGAUCCAGUUGUGCCCAACCAACGAUGAUCCCGAUUUUGACAAUCGACCUCGCGUCAAGCGCACCACUGGCAUCCCUCGUUCAUUUCUACAAAAGGUGGAUAAGUCUGUCAUUUUAGCUCAGUCGGAAGGUGAUGAAACCAAACGGCCCUCAGGAAUCAUGGUCAACGCUGAGGGAGACUUUGUCAUUGCUGAGCCAGACAGUGCCUCUUGGGAGCAAUUCCAAGCCAAGGCCAAGUCCUCUUCUGCCGCGGCCAAGACGGCGCAGGCGGAAGACAAGGAAAUGCAAGAGCGUGGUCUCGAAUGUUCAAUUGACAAGAAGAUGUUCAUAGAGCCAAUGAAAACUCCGUGCUGUCAGAAGACGUUUUGCAAUGACUGCAUAACCAAUGCACUCAUCGAAAGCGACUUCGUCUGCCCUGCUUGUCAGACUGAAGGUGUGCUAAUAGAUGAUCUCCAGCCUGAUGAAGAAGUGUCAAAGAAGAUUCAAGAGUACCUCAAGGAGAAGGAAGCUGCCAAGGUCACUCCCCCGUCGUCACCCAAGGGCAACUCGGAAGAAGUGCCUGGCAGCUCGGAGAAUGAUCAAGCUAAAGAUGCAGCAAAUAAGGAAGAUGGAGCAGCAGACGCUGUGGAGGACAAGACGAGGCGGAAGAGCAUCGAGUCUUCAGAGCAGAAGCCCAACUCACCAGCUACAGAAUCAGUCGAUUCGGCAUCCAAGUCCCCUUCAGCCGAGUCAAAGAGUCUCGUUCCCAGCUCUCAGGCUGCAGAUGGCAAGACUGAAGUAGUCAAGGCAGAGGACGCCGUCUCGAAGAAGAGACCGGCUGAAGACUUCCUAGAGAAUCCCAAGAUACCCAAAGGACCCCGCGCCAUGCAGAACCAACAAUCCCAGAAUAUGAUGAAUGGCAACAUGAUGAACGGAAUGCCCAACAUGGGUAUGAACAACAUGAUGUUUAAUGGAGGCAUGGGCAUGAUGCCAAACAUGAUGGGCAUGGGCGGUAUGGGAAUGAAUAUGGGCAUGAAUAUGGGUAUGAACAUGGGCAUGCCUCCUAUGCCUAUGCCUAUGAUGAACAUGCCAAUGAUGGGUAUGCAAGGCUUCAACAACAUGAAUGGGGGCUACGGAAAUAUGAAUGGAGGAUACGGCAUGAACAACAACAACAACAACAACAACAUGAACGGCAUGAACAAUAUGAACAUGAAUGGCGGUGGCAUGAACAACAACUGGGGCAUGAACAAUGCCAGCGGUAUGAAUGGUAUGAACACCAUGGGCGGAAUGGGCGGCAAUAUGAACGGGAUGAACGGCGGAGGCAUGAUGAAUGGCUUCCAAAACGGCGGCAACUUCACACAGGGAGGUGGUGAAGACGAUGCCUACUUCCGAAAACCUGUCAACCCGCAUCGACACCAGAACAAGCAACGCAGAGUCCGGCCAAGCGACUACCGAGAGCUCUGAGCGUGGCUGAGAGAGAAGUUGUUAUGACAAUAUCCACUACAAACUUGCAUUCGACGGCCAUCCGGAAUGGCUUCAAGUCGCAACAACGGAGCAAGGGAGGCAUUUUCUCUUUCGUUUUUCCUUUCAACGACUACAUUUAAUACUGGCCCCGCUGCGUACUUUCACACCGCAGACAUAUGCCACAACAAAAAAAAACUUGGAGCCCAUUUGCAUUUAGCUGGCAAGCACUUACAACACUAUACAAUGGAUGAACAGGAAGGAAAUACCACGCAAUAUUUGAAAGGGCUUG